GGGACCGCGUCUCAUUGCAAGCCAAAUACCCACUGAGUCCGUCAGAGAAAUCUGAAGUGGAAGACAUUGGUGGCCAUUCAGCGAAAAAGAAUGUCCGAGUGAAAGACAAAUUCCGCGAAGCAGAAAGGGAGAAAGACAAGUUUCACCCAUCGGCCAUACACUUGGAAAAGAAAUGUUCUGGGAUUUACAUUUCUGCAGAUGAACCUGAAGUCAAUAAAGAAAAGAUCGAUCCUUCUCUUGGAGUUCCUCACAUCCUCGUUGACUGUUCCGAAACUGACGCAUCCUAUCUCAAUCAAAUCUUGAAUAGCAGCAAACUUCCAGUUGUUACUGAAGUUUUGGAUGGCCUGGGUUUAGGCCCCAAAGGUCCACCUAUACCACCCCCAUCUACAUUUGCUGUUGUGCAAUAUCCAUUGAAGAGAAAACCUCCAGCUGGGCCUGAGAUAUCGAAACAAUACAUAUUUGUGGCCUCUUCUCCUUCAGAUCCAAACAUUGGCUUUGAGGAAAAGUUUAAAGAAUCUGAUAUUGAAGACGUGCAGGUUAUUGAGAAAGAGAAAGGAGAACGAACAACCCAGACCAGUCGACCAAAAGCAAAAGGUGAAAAAGCAAAACUGGCUUCCGAUUCUGCUAAACGAAGAAGUGCAGAAAAGAAAAAAUCAGCCCAUCGUUUGUCACAGUUUGCUAUUCCUUCUCCAUUGUUUGGACUCAGUUCACCUGGCUCUGAUGAUAUUUUCAGUCCUGGAACUCCAUAUUUGGAAUCCAAGAAACUGAACUACUUCAGAUGGAUUGUUCCUGCAAAUGGUUACACCACUCUUAGGAUUCGUUUCUCAUCUGAAGAACUGGGAGAAUUUGACCAGACAUUGACUUUUGAAAUCCUUGGCACCAAGAAGCGCUUCCAAAUAUUUAAUCAUGGCCUCUGUAUUUUCCCAAGUAUUUGUCAAGAUCCAAAGAUUGUUUUCAAACGACACCGGAAGAAGAGAGAACCUGAUGAGAUCGUUCAUAAAAGAUAUGUCAUGUCAUCAGAGACUUUUGAAUUUGGUCCGCUUCUGGUUGGAAGAUAUGCCGACGGCCUCCAUCCAAUCAACAAGUACAAAGAAUUCCCAGAGAAUCUUGAAAUCUUAACCAUUCUGAAUGCUUCCCCGAUAGAAGCAGACAUUAGUUUUUGUUUCUUGAAAGACACAAAAGCUGAAACAUUUUCUUUAGAUCCUCAAACAAUGAUUCUUCCUCCACAAAGGUCAAAGCAUCUUGCUGUGUGGGCUUUCCCUCGUACCGUAAAAUUAAUUGAAGAUGCAAUUGUUUGCUGUGUGAAAGAAAAUCCAGAACCAAUUUUAUUCAAAAUCAGCUGCGAAGCUUUCCGUCCUGAACUGGAUUUGGACAGACGAGUGUUCCAGUUUGAUAAAGUUCUCAUAUUAAGAGAAGAAAAACGUACAAUACGCAUGCGUAACCGUACAAAAUUGCCUGUUGGUUGGAAAUUGAGUGGGAUUGAGAAUCUUGGAGAUGAGUUUACUGUUUCUUCUACUGGUGGAGUUGUUCCGCCUUUGGGUGAGACCCCUCUACAUGCCUACUUUCAAUCAAAGAAGCCAUUAAUAAUGGCAAAGAAGCAAAUAAGAUUGGAGAUCUUUGAUGUUGAUAAUACUGUGAAAUCUUCAUCUGAAAUAAUCAGCAUCUUAGGAGAAGCUUACGAUGUUGCAGUUGAUAUCAACUUCCCCAAGGCCAUGUCGACAGAUGAAGACCGGUGCCUUGACUUUGGUACAGUGCGAGUUUCUGAAGAUGCAAAACAAACAAUAACAAUAAAAAACAAAGGGAAAUACGACAUCUUAUUUGAAAUCGUCCCCAACACUGACCCAAUAAUCUGUAAGAUCUAUGCCACCUUAUUUUCCAUCUCACCUGUGAAAGGUAUCCUUGGUCCACUUGACCGUCCGCUAUCUUGCCAGCUGUUGUUCCGAACUCAAGCUGAAAUAUCAAUUAAAGACCAAAUCAUAUUCCGUUGCUUAGUCAUAGACCCAUCUGGAGACAUUCUUGUGGCCACACUGCCAAUCCGAAUAUCUGUACGAGCAGUAUAUAGCAAAUUUGUUAUUGCUCCAGACUGUGACAUUGAUUUCGGUGCACUGCUCGUCAAUUCGAAAAGGACACGUACAAUCACCAUUGAAAACAAAGGAGAGUUUGAAUUCAAGUAUGUCAUUACAAAGAAUGUUGCAGACAAAGACAGUACUGUUUCAAAAAAGAAAUCAAUUGAACCAAUACAAACUCGGUGUUCCUUGGGCAUUUUUAAUAUAUAUCCUGCAACUGGUAAUAUUCUGUCAGGAGCACAAACUACUGUGAUUGUUGAAUGCUCAAGUGAAAAUCUUGGACUCUUUAUUGAGGAAUUAUGUGUUGACAUCAGUGAACAUGAUCCCAAGAAAUUACCACACGGCAUUGUUUAUUUGUUAAAAGCUGAGAUUUGUGCACCAUCCAUUUGUGUUGAUGAUAUUGCCAGAAUCUUUGAGGAACAACGCAUUUGCAAAAGUCUUUCACAUUGGCAGCAUUACAACAAAAUUGACAGUGGAGGUGUUUAUGGUGAAUUAGAAAAGAAGUUUAUGUUCAGCAAUGUAAUUGUAGGCAAAAAAGCAAAAGCUCGUUUUAAGAUAAUUAACACCAGUAAGGUUCCUUGUGAUGCAAAUAUUGUUGUGAAAAGCAGUCAGAGUCGUGGCAGUGGUAAGCAUCAACAAGUAGAAGUUUUUGAUGUGGAACCGUCAAAAGCCCAAAUCCUCAACCAUAGUCAUAUCUUUGUCACAGUCACAUUUUCACCCCAGGCAAUGCAGAUGUAUACGACCACUUUUGAGGUUUCCAUAGAAUCCCCUAUGAGCAUCAAACCCGAAUCACUUAUAUUUGAAAUAUCCGGUGAAGGUGUCCUGCCCAGAGUUGUUGUCAGCCAACCGAGCAACCGGAACCAGAAUGGACAACCUGUGGUCCUGUUCAAACAGAACUUUGUUGGAAAUUCUGAAACAUUAAAAAUUGUGAUUACAAAUGAGGCUUCUCUUCCCUGCAAGGUUGAUCUUGAUUUGAUUGACUCAGAAGAUGUCUUCUCACUGAAACCAGUCGUUAACCAACUUAAGGUUGAUGAAUUCACCCAACAAUCUGAACAAUCUGUUAAAAAACAGCUGCAUACUGCAUCAGUCAGCCUUGAUUGUAACGAGAAAGCUGAAUUUGAUGUGACUUUUCAACCCAAAGAAGCUGUCAAAAGUCACGGCCAUGUGCAGCUGGUGGUUCAUGACAAUCCAUAUGAGACUACCACGAUAUAUUUGAUUGGCGAAGGUUACUUUGAAGAAAUUACAUUUGAUGACAUUUAUCUGGAUCCAAUGCUGGAAUUGAAAUACCAUAAUGAAGUACUUGGAAGGAACCAAAUCAGUAAAGCUAAUACGAUGUUGUUUGGGGAUUGCCACAUUGGAAAAGCCAAGACACAGAGUUUAACCAUCACAAACCGAUGCCUACAAGAAACCAUUUGUUUCCAAUGGCUGACCAAAGAACCAUUAAUGUUUUCACCCCAGAUGGGACACCUACGUCCCGGUCAGACUAAAAAUAUCGUUCUAACAUUCAAGUCCUACAAACCCAUCGUCCUUCAAGAAGAGGUUAUACCGUGUGCAGUGAAGAAAAUCACUUUUGAGAAACCACUCUCUCAGGUUCCAGACUGGGAUGAUCGGAUCCAUGUUAUCAAAUGGGUUGAAGUGGAAUCUACACCCCCGAGUAAUGUACCUGAUGCGGUCGCUGUCAAAGAGACUCCAAAUGCUACCUUCCGCAAGAGGAGAAAAGUUGUGGAAAUUGAACCGGAACCAGCAAAUACUGUGAUUCCUGGCACUGAGAGAGAAAUUGGUUUGUUUAUUAGUGGAACUGCUGAGUACUGUAAAUACGAAUGUCACACAACCAGCAUCUACUUCAAGGAUACCUACAUGUUUCAAACAAGAUCUUUCCAAUUUUGUUUAACAAACAAUGGAAUCGUUCAACUGGAAUACAGUUGGCAAGUUGUGCUGGAUGACAUUCAUUUGAGCAGUAAUUUGCCAGAAGAAGAGCCAAACCGCAGUCCUUCUGUACAAAUGGACACUUACAUUCCGAUCACCAUUGAACCAGAUUAUGGCACCAUAGCUGCCGAUAUGUCCUGCACAUUUACUGUGAAAUAUUCUCCUUUGAAAGCUGCGGAAGUCUCUGGAAAACUUGUUUGUUGUAUUCCCAACCUUGAAGAAGAAGUCGAAGCGCCCACCAUUAUGAUAAAAGCCAAAGGCCUGAUGCCUUAUUGCCAUUUUGAUGUCAAAGAAUCUGACUACGUCCGCAAUGCUCGCCGAGACCCAAAGCAAUGUGGCCCUGCUGGAGCACCUCCCUCUGCUGUCCUUGAUCCCAAUACACGGGUCAUUGAAUUAGAAUGUGUCGGACUGCAAUCAAAAAUUUCCAAAUCAUUUCCAAUUUUCAACCCAACCAAUGAGAAAUACACCUAUGAAUGGAUUUAUCAAGAUGAGAAACCACAGAAGAGCAAUAUCGGCUUCAACUGUUUAACUACCCAAGGGUCUGUGAAACCAGGGAAAAAAGCUGAGAUGGUAUUUGAAUUCAUGCCCUAUCAAAUCGGUUACAGUGAAUCCUUUUGGGAGUUCCAAAUUGCACAAAAGAGUACCAAAAUCCCUUUCCUUUUUGUCGCCAAUGUCCAUGACCCUGACAUCUUAUUUGACCGGUCACAUGUAUUGCUCAAGCGCCUGGUCAUUGACCAUUCUAUAACAGAAACCGUUUAUCUUGUGAACAACGAAGAAUGUGAAUUUGAAUUUGCUUUCACAGAAGACAGUUGCUUCUCUGCUGGAAUUCCUUCCAAGCUAAAAAUAGAACCAAUGUCAGGAACAGUGGCACCGAAAUCACGGUUUCCCAUCAGUAUAUAUUUCCUGCCUUUGGUGUCAAAGAUUGUCAGCUUCAACGCAUCAUGUAUUGUGACGGGAAAGGCAGCCCCUUUACAGCUGAACAUCAAAGGGGGUGGCUAUUCUAUAAACUGUGCUGUUUUCUGUACUGAUUCAGAGGGGAUUGUCAUGGAACUUACCAAAACAGGCGACAAUGAAAUUGACUUUGGAUCUGUUGAAAUUAAUGAAAAGUCAACAAGGGUUGUGGUUAUAUCAAACAGUUGUAAAAUUAAUUUUGAAUAUAAGUGGAUCCUGAAUGAGAAAGCAAGUCAAUUGCUUAAAAUAACCCCUCCUUCAGGGGUUGUUAAGACUGGUUUCAAAAAAGAGUCCAAAAUCGAUUUCUGCCCCAGUAAAAAACUGUCUUUGACUGGAUGUAAAGUUUACUUGAAGAUCGCCCAUGGACCAACUUAUAACAUCUUCAUAACUGGUGACGCUGGUUAUCCAAACCUUGAGUUCUCAUUUUUAACGUACAACUUUGGUAACACCUUCAUUCACAAGGCAGGCAUGGAGCAGAAGAUUGCUGUGCUUCAAGUUCGAAAUAAUGACAAAAAGGAUAUUAGCUUGGAUUGUCUUUACACUCCAACCAAACAGUUAAUGUAUGAAUUUAAAGCCACCAAGGUUGAACCAAAGAAGAGCGUUACAAUAUCCUUUUCAUUCUAUCCAAGAAAACCUAUGAAAUAUACUGAAAUCGUUCCAUUCUUAAUAAAUGGUCUUUCAACACAAAAUGUUACUUUCAUUGGUCGAGGUAUUGAAAUGCAGGUCGAAGUAGCAGAUCAUAAAAAAGUUGUGAGACUUGAUUCUUAUGAAGUGGGCAGUGUCAUUAAAAGGACUGUUCCAAUUAUCAACCGAACUCCAGCUUCUGUUACAUUCAGUAUUGUUUGUACUCCAAAUUGUACUCAACUCAAAGAAAGUGGAGUGCUGACCAUUUUCCCAGCGGCUCCCAUUACUCUUGCAGCUUUGAGUGGCAGUGCAAAGAUACAAAUUGUCUUCAAUCCAAAAUCAAGAAUUCCUCAAUUUACAGAAGAGGUUUGUUUGGAACAGGCAGGAGUAUCUCAGCCAUUAUUCUUGAUCAAAGGGUUCUGUCUUGCAAUGGAGUUAAAUUUGGAGACUAAUUCCAUCCCUUUUGGUGCCGUUGUUCUGCAAAGUUCCAGCACCCGCAAAGUUUCUGUCACCAACACUGGAGACAUCAACGUUAAAAUUCGAUGGGAUAUAGACAGGCUUUCUCCAGACUUUAACAUUUCUCCUGUUCAGUGUCAUAUGAUUGUUGGAAAGCAAGUUAUCUUUGAGGUGAUAUUUAAACCCCUGAAGAUACAGCGCGAUAUUCGUUAUAAGAAUAUCCCAUGCUAUGUGAAUGAAGGAGAAUACCCACCAUUGUUACUGACGCUGACAGGAACUUGUACAGGGACGCCAACUGUUCGGGAUAUUUGCAACUUCCAAACUCAUGUCCGACACAAGGAAACCAAGAACCUGAUUAUCAGCAACAAAACCAACCAACUUUGGGAACUGAGACCAAUAAUUGAUGGAAUCUAUUGGCAAGGUCCUUUGAAAUUUGUUGUGGAACCCCAGGCCAGCAAAGCUUAUGAAAUUACCUACAAACCUAUGCGGAUGACUGGUGCCGAUGGCAAGAAACAUACGGGAUCCAUAUUGUUCCCACUGCCAGACGGGACAGGCAUCUUUUACAAUUUAUUCGGCAUUGCAGAUCCUCCCAAGCCUGUCGAUAAAAUUAUUCGAGACAUCCCUUACAAGACAAAGUACACAGAACUUCUUCCGGUUUACAAUUGGAGCAAGCAGACAAUCAGCUUUAAUGUGAAAAGAGAAGUCUAUAAAGCUGACAAAGUUGAUCCCACCACGACAAUAACUGGUUUAGACUACAUUGAUGUACCAGCUGGUUGUCAGAAGAAUUACAAACUGGAUUUUCAUGCUUACAAGGAAGGAAUGAGCAGCAUAAAAGUAAUCUUUACUCAUUUAGAGACAGGUGAAUACCAAUUUUAUGAACUGACCCUUCGAUCGAUUAAAUCAGGAAGUUUGGGGAAUAUUGAACUUGUCACCCCAGUUCGCUCCAGCAUACGACAUACGGUCAAACUUGAGAAUCCGCUAACCAUUCCAGCUCAUUUUAAUUUCAAUACAAAUGUUUCAGAACUGAUGAUUCCUGCAAGUGCAGUUUGUAUUCCAGAACAAUCUGAUGGUGAGGUGACCAUUGAAUACCAACCGAUUAAAAUCGGUGAAGUAACUGGCAAACUGGAACUGUUGAGCACUGAACUGGGAAAUUAUUUAUAUGAACUGAACCUCAAGGCCACACCAGCAAGCUAUGAGAAAAGCAUCUACAUGCAGACUUCCCUCGGUCUGGUCACCACCCAGGUGGCUAGGUUUAUUAACUACUCCAAACAGAAGACAGACUACCUGUGCAAGGUGGAUAAUCCAGAUUUCCAUGUUGACAAAUCCAUCCCAGCUGCUAGUGCUUCGUCUUCUGGAACUGAAAUUUCAUUUGAUGUCUCCUUUGAACCAUCUCGCUUGGGAGAGCAGCGAGCUAUUCUAACAGCUUCGUCAGCAGUUGGUGGAGAAUAUAUCUUCCCACUAUUUGGAACGUGUGGCCCACCCAAACCCCAGGGACCAUUCACCAUCAAAUCAGGUUCAAAUAUUUUCAUUACUUUCCGCAACAUCUUCAACACAGCAACCAGUUUCAAAUUUCAAGUUGAUGAUGAUCGGUUCAUCCUCUCCAAGAAGAAGGAAGCGAUUCGUGCCCACAAAGACUAUCGUAUUUCUGUCGCGUUUGACAACAGUAACCUUCCUGUGCAGACUGAGCUCAAAAGCAAACUGAUUGUCUCCUGUCCCCAUGUAACAGCAGACACAGCAAAUCUACAAUGGCUGUUUUAUUUGAAAGGAAUUUCUGUUUAGUUCAAGUGUCAAUAAAUAUAUUCAUGCUCAAAUCUUA
Messenger RNA from Octopus sinensis (East Asian common octopus), 7839 nucleotides. Its product is annotated as hydrocephalus-inducing protein-like. The coding region runs from base 1011 to 7802 and encodes 2263 amino acids. Gene Ontology annotation, cellular component: axoneme. Gene Ontology annotation, biological process: cilium movement; axonemal central apparatus assembly. Lineage: Eukaryota; Metazoa; Mollusca; Cephalopoda; Octopoda; Octopodidae. The record is from RefSeq and is a predicted model, not a curated record. The transcript is spliced from 43 exons.